UGGCCCAACCGCGCUGUCCAUCGAAGCGUUCCACGCCGCUCUCUCCAGCGGUCGCUCUCUCAGCCCUCAGCCCUAAUGUUUCCACGUUAAAUGACAACAAACACUUCCAAAAUAUAAACAUUAUCGUCCACAAACGACACACUGUAACGGAACCGGCUCCUGAAGGGCAUGAGCGCUGUGUCUGCAGUGAUCGGGCCCCGGGGCCGCUGAAGGGGACAUGGGCUCAUGCGACGCCACUGAAAGCCACGAGGAUUCGUUCUUCACGGCAGGACAUCGGCUUCCAGGCUCUAGGUCGGCGCUCCAGGUAGCCGUGUCUGAUGAGGAUGUCUGAUUCUGUCGCUGAGGCCAUGAGAUCUCUGGACGAGAACACCUCGAGCGCAGACGAGCGCCAGCUCAACACGCCACAGAGCCGCAUGCUCGAGGAGAACUGCAGCGACGACCGCACUGAGACGCAGCGGCAAACACCAGGACCGGACGCUAAAAGAGCCAAGUCGAAGGUAAAGUUAGUUCGGAGCCUGGCCGUUUGUGAAGAUCCCUGUCCUUCCACGAUUACCACACAGCUGCCUCAAGAUCAGCAGGAUGGAGAUCAUAUUAAACUCUCGAAGGCGUUUGACAAAGAAGAAUCGCCAAACGAGGACGAUGCAGACAAAAGUGCCAACAAGCUGGAGAAACCAGAGAAAGUGCCACGCAAGAUGCUGUCCAGAGACUCCAGUCAGGAAUACAAGGACUCGACUGGCAUCGACCUGCAUGGGUUCCUGGUGAACACGCUGAAGAACAACCCCAGGGACCGAAUGAUGCUGCUGAAGCUGGAGCAGGACAUCCUCGACUUCAUCAGUAAUAACGAGAGUCCGAGGAGGAAGUUUCCGCCCAUGACCUCUUAUCACCGGAUGCUCCUGCACAGAGUCGCCGCUUACUUCGGCUUAGACCACAACGUCGACCAGACCGGCAAAUGUGUGAUCGUCAACAAAACCAGCAAUACACGAAUACCAGAUCAGAGGUUCUCCGAACAUAUCAAAGACGACAAGAUGGAUGAUUUCCAGAAGCGCUACAUCUUAAAAAGGGACAACUCCAGCACAGACAGAGACGACGGCAUGAUGCGCAUGAAGCUGAAGGACGACAGGAGGAGCAAGUCCAUCGAGGAGCGAGAGGAGGAAUAUCAGAGAGCCAGAGAGAGGAUCUUCGCUGAUGGUUUAGACACCUUCCCGCUGGAUAAAAGGAUUCAGGAGGACGAGGUGUGUAUCAACAUCCAGCAGAGACGGCAGAUCUUCAGGCUGAAGGACAGUCAGUCGGGGAACAGCCUCCAAAGCAGCUCUGAGAACGAGGCCAAGUAUUCAGAGCCGCGGCCGUGGAGCAGCACCGAUUCGGACAGCUCCAACCGCAACCUGAAGCCCGCCAUGACCAAAGCCAGCAGCUUCAGCGGCAUCCCGGUUCUGAUCCGCGGAGACAGUUCCAGCAGCAGCAAGAGCGUGGGGCGGCUCUCAAACACCGGUUCUGACUCUUGUAGUAGCGUAGGUUCGUCCACGGGUUCGCUGUCUCGAUCCCAGCCUCUAACGCAGCCCACGGCCUUCCCCGCUGUCAGCUACGAGCCGCCGGCGUCCACGGCUAGCGCUAGCUACUAUCUGCUUCCGCUGGACGCCGCAGGGAUACCGGCCGGAAGUGUCCUGGUCAAUCCGCACACAGGUCAGCCGUUUCUGAACCCCGACGGCAGUGCUGUCCUCUACAGUCCCAGCGUGACCUCACAGGCCUCCAGGUGUCAAUCAUCUGUAGCUCCGCCUCCAGCCACUCACCCCCAGCACCAGCCCACCAAUCACGUCAUGGCACAGCCCUCGCCGCUGUCGUACCCAGCGAUCCUCACAGCGCCUCCUGACCAGCCCUUCACUGUGCAGGAGAAUCUGAGCGCUCAGUUCGGUCACAUGAUGCUGGUCCGGAGCCCUGCGCCUCCACCGCAUCAGAGCGGAUACGGGAUGCCCUCGACCGCAGCCUCCGUCAGCCAGCAGCAGAUGCCGGCGUGUUACUGUUCUCCCGGCCAGUUCCCGGUGUCUGGACAGACGUACCGAUCCGUGGGUCCAGUGCCAUACAGCGCUCCGAGUCAGAUUCCCCCCGCAGCCCCGCAGCAGCCAGGUUACCAAACUAUGAUGCCAAAUCAGCAGCAGAGCUACCAGAACAUGAUGCAGCCGCCGCCGAAUCAGCACAGCAGUAUGGGCCAUCAGCUGCAAGGCAUGAUGGUCCAGUAUCCGCCAGUGCCAACUUAUCAGGUGUCCGUGCCGCAGCAGACGUAUCCGCAGACCGUUCCUGCGUCCAGCGUCCAGGUUUACUACAGCAUCAUGCCUCCGAGCCAGCAGAACGCCGUCAGCUCCUCCGUGGGGUUCCUGCCUCCUCCAGGAGCGGAGCAGAUGUCGUUCCACCGCACCUCGCCACCCUGCGGCUCGCAACAGAUGCCCGCCCAGCAGUGCUCAGGUGGUAUGGUGAUGAUGCACCUGGCGUUACCUGCGUCCCAGCAGCCUCAGUCACAUUCACCGCUGCAGUGGAAACACAACAAAUACUACAGCUUCGAUCACACACGCUCACAGAAGCCCAGCAACGUCUGCUGUCUGGAGCCGUCACGAAGCAGUCCUCAGAUGGGCAGCCCGCAGUACUCUCCGGCCCAGUCUCCCACACCAACACACCUCACCAAUGUAAAGAACAUCCGUCCCAGCCUCAGCACUGUUCCCUUCAUGCCUCACUUCUCCAGAUCCUUGGUUUCAGGACAAGGUGAGGUGCGCUUCCAGUACAGCCCUCAGAUCCGCCCACCGUUACUUCAAGCCCCGCCCACGCUGUCCAGUCAGGCUCCGGGGGGGAUCCGGCCCGCGGCUCGAGGCAGGAGGCUGACGAGGAAAGCGCUGUCUACAGAUCUCAGUUGACGAGCCGCGUGCUGGAGGUCAGUCCUACAAGACAACAACACAGCUCUUCUGCUCUCUCACUGGACAGCUGACUGGAACAUAUCACAAUACAGCCGGAACUGUGUUCUUCUUUAUUUUUAUAUCUCCGUUUAUUGGUUCCUUUGUUUUCCACUUCAGAUGGACUUUUUCCAUUUGGUUUCACAUUUGUAUUCGCUCACGUUCUCCUCCAGCCGCCGUGUGCCUUCAGUCGGACGAACAAAAACAGACGCCGUCUCGUGACAAACACAACCUGCGUUUUGUAAAUAAUUGAUAAAGUAAUGCAGUUGAUUCUGUUUCCUCUGUGAAUUGUGGGAACAGACGGCAUAUUUUUGUUUUUAAUUUAAGACCUCAUACGCACUGUCACGUUUGUAAUGUUUUGAGCGCUUGUGUUUGCUGUUUUCACACACGUCAUUCAAUCCUUGUUUUGUUUGUUUGGGGGUCUUUUAAUAUUAUAUUCGUACUGGGGAAAUAAAAAGAGGAAAAUUAUAAAAAGAACAA
This is a messenger RNA of Onychostoma macrolepis, 3416 nucleotides long. RefSeq names its product R3H domain-containing protein 1-like. The transcript has 27 exons. The record is from RefSeq and is a predicted model, not a curated record. Gene Ontology annotation, molecular function: nucleic acid binding. NCBI's taxonomy places the organism in Eukaryota, Metazoa, Chordata, Actinopteri, Cypriniformes, Cyprinidae. Bases 318 to 2900 code for a protein of 860 amino acids.